CUGGAGGCUGAAUUAGUUAAGUAAAGUGUCAUACGGGAACCGGUCACUGCCAGGCUCACGUGAGUCUGGGGACGAGGCCUACGACGACCUUGGAACGAGAUCAUGGAACCCGCGGCCGUUGUCCCAGCUGCGCAUCUCAGAGUUGCCAAGAAGAUCGAGUACAGUCAGGAUACAGCUGCGACAUGAUUAGUCAGCUCAGGGGCGGAGGCCAUCUGUGAUUGGCUGCUUUCUCGAGGUCUAAUUAUGACGGCUCAGUGUGGAAUCCGAUACAUUGGCAACUGCGGUUUGAAAGUCACCAACAUUUGUCUUGGGGCUAUGACAUUCGGUGAGCGAAAGGAAGGUAUUAACCUGCCUGGUCAGUGCGAUGAAACUGCCUCGCAUGCUCUGUUGGACAAGUUUGUUGAGAUGGGAGGCAACUUUGUUGACACUGCCGACAGUUACUCUGGUGGCAAGUCAGAGCAGAUAAUCGGAACGUGGCUGCAAAAGCAAGAAAGGGAGAAGAUUGUUCUUGCAACGAAGGUUCGGUUUACAACAGGUAAAGGGGUGAACGAUAUAGGAUUGUCUAGGAAGCACAUCAUGUUUGGUGUGGAGCAGAGUCUAAAGCAUUUGCAGACUCACUACAUUGACUUGUAUCAGGUUCAUGGUUGGGAUGAUGGCACUCCUAUAGAGGAAUGGCUCAGCACUCUGAAUGACCUUGUUCGAUCUGGUAAAGUGCGCUACUUAGGUCUGAGUAAUGUUACCGGCUGGCAACUUCAAAAGAUUAUUGAGACAACGAAGACAAAAGGCUAUGAGCCAUUUUCCACUCUCCAGAUCCAGUACAGUCUGCUGUGUCGUGAGAUUGAGUGGGAGUUGCAAGAAGUGUGUAGGCGAGAAGGUCUUGGUAUCCUUCCAUGGAGUCCUUUGAAAGGAGGUUACCUCACAGGCAAAAUUGCUCGUGGAUUUGCACCAGAAGACUCUCGAGUUGCCUGGUCAGAAAAGGAACUAAAGAACAGGCCAAUCGAAGCAGCCCCAAGUCUCUCAACGUUUGCUGACGAUGAACGAGUCUGGAAGACUAUUGACUCACUCGAAGCUGUUGCAGCAGAAACAAGCAAAAGCAUGCCACAGAUUGCUUUGAAAUGGUUGCUGCAGCAAGACAUGGUGAGCUCAGUGAUCAUCGGCGCUAAGAAAAUGGAACAAUUGGUUGAGAACAUGGGAGCUGGAGAUGAUAGCUGGACGCUGUCUGAAGAUCAGUUGGGGAGACUGAAUGAUGCCAGUGCAGUGCCAGUGCCGUAUCCGUAUAGCAUGGUUAACAAGUUUCAAAAUGGACGCAGACGUAGAGGAGUUAGGGUUCUGUGAAUUGGACAGGUCAUUGAACGAACAUGGGCAGUAUACCAUUUUUGUCAAAUCAUUCUGUAUGUUCGACAAGAAUUCAGCAAUGAAUUGAAAAAUAAUAGCAAAUUGAAAAAAUAGAAGAGUAUAAACAGUAAUCUGUCGGACGUCUUACUGUGUAAUCGGAUGACUAAAUGAAUUAAUUAAUCUCAAACAAUCUCGACA
Molecule: messenger RNA, 1533 nt
Organism: Corticium candelabrum
Lineage: Eukaryota; Metazoa; Porifera; Homoscleromorpha; Homosclerophorida; Plakinidae
Product: 1-deoxyxylulose-5-phosphate synthase YajO-like
Exons: 9
Coding region: 244-1335 (363 amino acids)
Source: RefSeq, a predicted model, not a curated record